CCCAUUCGCAACUUCCCCAUUUCAAGUCACUUUCCAUUCACAACACUCCGUUUCCUUCUUUUUGGCGUCGCUUGCUCUCGCCUCAUAUCUGCGAACUCAUGUAGACGUUUGCCCUUGCAAUUACAUCGGAUACUUAUAUUCCGUCCACUCACUUUCGCAACUUCGACAUCGCCGUUGGCGCGAUUCAUAGUACAAGAUGCUCCUACGGAUAGCGCUGUUCUUUGUGGUCGCCUGUUUAGCACUUCUAGUUGUUGGCGCAGAAGAUUACUACAAGCUACUGGGCCUCAAGAAAGAUGCCUCAGAUCGCGAGAUCAAGAAGGCCUAUCGAACGCUGAGCAAGAAGUACCACCCAGACAAGAACCCUGGUGACGACGAGGCGGGCAAGAAGUUCGUCGAGGUAGCUGAAGCCUACGAGGUUCUUAGUGAGAAGGAAACACGGAAGAUCUACGACCAAUACGGCCACGAUGGUAUCCAACAGCACAAGCAAGGCGGCGGUCCACGUCAACACGAUCCCUUUGACCUCUUCUCGCGCUUCUUCGGCGGCUCAGGACACUUCGGACAUCAAGGAGGAGAGCGCCGAGGGCCAAACAUGGAAGUGCGAGUAUCACUGCCACUCCGCGACUUCUACAACGGCCGAAAGACGGAGUUCACAAUCGAGAAACAGGCGAUAUGCUCGGCCUGCGAGGGCUCAGGCUCGGAAGAUGGGCAUGUAGAGACAUGUGGCACAUGCGGUGGACGCGGUGUCAGGAUCCAACGACAACAACUCGCACCCGGCCUAUUCCAGCAAGUACAGAUGCAUUGCGACCAAUGUCACGGCAAAGGAAAGACGAUCAAGCAUCCAUGCCCUGUCUGCAGUGGUAGCCGAGUUAUCCGUGAAGCCGAAACUCACACUCUCGAAAUCGAGAAGGGCAUGCCCAAGGGUGUACGCGUCACCUACGAGAACGAAGCGGAUGAAAGCCCCGAUUACGUUGCCGGCGACCUCAUCGUACACCUCACUGAGGCGGAGCCUGCAAUGGGAGAACAAGAGCACGAGCGCACAGACGGAACCUUCUUCAGAAGACGAGGUAAAGAUCUCUUCUGGCGCGAAGUUCUUUCUCUUCGGGAGGCAUGGAUGGGUGGUUGGACACGUAAUGUCACACAUCUGGACGGCCACAUUGUUCAACUUUCCCGUAAACGUGGUGAGGUCGUCCAACCCAACCUCGUUGAGAUCGUCAAAGAAGAAGGUAUGCCAAUAUGGCACCAACACCUCGAGAACAACGAGGGUCUGCAGUUUGGUGACUUGCACGUCGAAUACGUGGUCGUACUACCCGAUCAAAUGGAAAAGAGUAUGGAGAAGGAAUUCUGGAGUGUCUGGGAGAAGUAUCGUGCGAAGAAGGGCGUCAGCAUCGAUGCCGAGUUGAACAGGCCACAAGAACCUAUCAAGAUGCCUGAACCAGAUGCGCACGACGAGUUAUAGGAUAUACUCCAGAAGUGGAUGCCUUCGGCUUACUCACAGCGCAUAGGAGACACAUGGAAGAGGAUGCUGAGAUGAGCGAUGUGUUCAGUGCUUGUAUGAAUUAAGCGUGGUAUACCCGGUGAUGACGCGGAGUUGGGGAGUCGCUUGCGGCAUCGAUUUGGUACAUAGACCGCUUUCUGAUAUAUUAGAACAAUACAUAUAUAUAUAUUCUUGAGUUCGUA
Molecule: messenger RNA, 1677 nt
Organism: Alternaria alternata
Lineage: Eukaryota; Fungi; Ascomycota; Dothideomycetes; Pleosporales; Pleosporaceae
Product: DnaJ-domain-containing protein
Exons: 3
Coding region: 197-1456 (419 amino acids)
Biological process (GO): protein refolding
Cellular component (GO): cytoplasm
Molecular function (GO): Hsp70 protein binding
Source: RefSeq, a predicted model, not a curated record